Messenger RNA from Amphibalanus amphitrite, 3658 nucleotides. RefSeq names its product EF-hand calcium-binding domain-containing protein 4B-like. The transcript has 18 exons. The record is from RefSeq and is a predicted model, not a curated record. Bases 180 to 2495 code for a protein of 771 amino acids. Gene Ontology annotation, molecular function: GTP binding; GTPase activity; calcium ion binding. Lineage: Eukaryota; Metazoa; Arthropoda; Thecostraca; Balanomorpha; Balanidae.
GGCGUUGAAGUUAUUGGUGGCUGCGGUUCAUGUGCUGUCCUCUCACGUCGACAAAUUACUAUGUAGCCCGUGUUGCCGAGAGCUACGAGCUGGACCACUGAGAGCAUCAAGUGAGCCACAGAGAGCUACUCCGCUGGACACCGUGGAUACUCAGCCACACGGUACUGCGCUGAUUCAAAAUGGCCGCCACCGAGGGCAGUAUGAAGGAAGUGCUCACUCAGAAGGCGCACGAACUGUUUGCGCUCUGCGACAGAGAAAACAAGGGCUUCAUCGGAAAACGCGAUAUGCAGCGGAUGAUCCAGGAGCUGCCGCUGGAGCCAGACCAGCUGGAGGAUGUGUUCGACUCUCUGGAUGUGGACGGCAACGGCUUCCUCACACUGGAGGAGUUCACGGCGGGCUUCGGCUCGUUUCUGGGUCUCGACGAGGCGGACGGAGAGGAGCCGUCCUCCGAGGACCCCGGGAGGACCUCGGAGGACCGCGGGAGGAGGACGGCAGAGGAGGAGGAGGAGGACGAGGAGGAGAGGUUCACGGACUUCUUGGUGCAGGCCGGAGCCACCGAGCUGCUGGAGGAGAGCGAGGCUGCGCUCCGCCAGAUGUGGCGCCGUCUCCAGCAGGAGGAGACACACCGCCAGCAGGAGGAGACACACCACCAGCAGCAGGAGACACACCGCCAUCAGCACGCCGACCAGCAGGGGCCGGCGCUGACAGAGACGUUCGGGAGACUGCUGGGGGAGAUCGCAGCCCGCGAGAGACGCGCCCGGUCCGAGCAGGAGACGCUGGAGACGGCGCUGAAACACCAGCAGGAGACCAUGCAGAGCCAGAUGAAGAGUAUGUUUGAGGAGAUGGAGGCGCAGAUCGCCUCUGAGAGGGGCAAAAGUGACCUACAGGAGGAGCAGCGACAGGCCAAAAUCCGUGAGGACCUGGAGGCGCAGGUGGCAAUCAAAGAACUGGAGGCGCAAAUGGCCAGGCAGAGACUGACAGAACUGACGGAGCAGCUGGCUAAAGUGACGUCAUCAGACGCCCAGCAGCGCCAGGAGAUCGCCCAGCUGCAGAAACAAAAGGACAGUUACGAGUCGGAGGUGGUGCGUCAGCAGCAGCUGAUUGCCGAUCUGCAGGCGGCAGCUGAACAGAGCAGGGCGCUGACGAGGGAGGAGAGGAGAAAACGAGCCAUGGCGGCGUUCAACGUCACAGAGAACAUAGCCACCGAGAGAGAGGAUUUGGUGAAGCAGUUGGACCUGCUGCGGACGAUCAACACAAAACUGAUGGACGAACGGGACUCGGGGAUGGAGACCGGGAAAACCCAGAGCAGACAGGAGCGGGGAGACAGCCUGGCCAAUAUCAAAGAUCUGAUGGGUAUCGACGUUCGUCAUAAUGACCAACAGCGAAACGGCCCCGCUAGAUCGCCAGAGAGAAGUCCAGUUGGGGGCGGUCUCCUAGUCCCAGACGGUGUAGACGGAAUUCAGGAGUCGGAUUGUGAGGUGGACGAGGUCUACUUUGAGAAUAACCCGGACGUGGUCCAGCGUGUGCCGGUCAUCCCGCUCUCGCCGGCCUACAAGGGCCCUCUGCCGCUGCGCGGAGACCCGGCCUCCCUGCUGGACGAACUGCUGGAGGAGCAGGACAUGCUGCUGCUGGAGGAGCAGGACAUGCUGCAGCCGCUGCCGUCAGCGGCAGCCGCCCCCGGGGCAGGGUCGGAGACGGACGACACGCACACACUGCAGCGACACCGGCGCAGGAACCGUAGCCACCACGGUGAUCGGCAUCACUCGUCGACGCUGCUCAUCUACCACCAGGGCCAGAUGGCGCGCGAGGCGGCUGACCACCCCUCUCCGGAGACACCCGGCAACUCGCUGACACGGACACACAGAGAGAACUCCCCGACGCCCUCUGCGGCCUCCACUGUAAUCCAGCCGCAGAGAGUGUACAAAGUCGUCAUCAUCGGAGACGCCGGCGUCGGCAAGUCCAGCUUCGUGCAACGGUCGUGUACGGGCGAGGUGCGCCCCAGUUACGCAGCCACCAUCGGAGUCGACUUUCAGGUGCAAACGGUGGUGAUAGAGGACCAGACCGUCUGUAUUCAGCUCUGGGACACCGCAGGCCAGGAGCGGUUCCGCAGUAUCACCAAGCAGUACUUCCGCAAGGCGGACGGUGUGUUUGUCAUGUUCGACGUCACCUCGGAGACGUCGUUCCGCAACUGCCGCCAGUGGAUCCAGGACGUCAAGGAGCUGUCGGCCGAGGAGACGGCCCUGAUCCUGCUCGGGAACAAGACGGACCUCUGCCCGGACCCGCAGCUGCGCGUCGUCAAACCGGACACGGCCGCCAUGUUGGCCAGCGACUGCGGCGCCCUCUAUAACGAGUGCAGCGCCCUCCAGGACGUGGGUGUUGGCAGCGUGAUGGAGCUGAUGGCCGAGCUGCUGCUACAGAAGGAGGACGGCGCUCUGGAGAGGGCGCUGACCCUGCUGCCCGACCAGGCGCCGCGGAAAGGAUGCUGCAAGAAGUAGCGACUGAAGGUGCUAUAAACACUGCCGAGGACUAACUGUGGGCUGGUGUUUGUACGGUACGGUGACGAAUGCAGUUACGUUAUUCGUCAGUCGCAAACAAUAUAUCAGUUCUCGUACAGCGCACAGGCGCUCAGUGCAUGAAGCGGUUCUGCAGGGAGGUCCUGGACAUGCUGGGUGAGAGAUGCUUGUUGAUCGAGUGUUCUCGCUAGGUUUUGAAUAAUCGGGCAGUUGUCGAGUUUGCACCGCUAUUCCGAAGGUAGUGCAUGUGUAGGUAUAUGUUUCGCUUAUGUAUUUGAGAUGGGGAUAGGUACCACAAACUGCAUUGGCCACUCUGAGAGGACAAACCAGACCUGGCUCUUGAACUGCUGUCUCAUUGUAAUGGUGGGAAUGCUAAAAUAUGUGAAUGCACUGUGAAGUGAAGAACUCUUGUACCAUUGGGUUUUGCGAGUGUGUAGAUUUAACGAUGACUUUUCGGUUGUGUCAGCGCAGAGUACCGGAGUGGGUGUCGGAGUGUCGGUCCGCCGAGAAGCGUCCACAACAGUGUAUGUCAGGAGACCAGGCUGGGGAGGAAGCGUCCACGAUAGCACCCAGAGUCCUAUUCCCAGACUUUGGGGAAGCGUCCCGCGGCGGUGUCUGUCUGUCUGCCGAGGGAAGUGAUGUGAUGUCUGCCGAGGGAGGUGAUAUGAUGUGAUGUCUGCCGAGGGAGGUGAUGUGAUGUCUGCCGAGGGAGGUGAUAUGAUGUGAUGUCUGCCGAGGGAGGUGAUGUGAUGUCUGCGGAGAGGAGGAUGUGAUGUGAUGUCUGCGGAGGGAGGUGAUGUGAUGACCGCCGAGGGAGGUGAUGUGAUGUGAUGUCUGUGGAGGAGGAUGAUGUGAUGUGAUGUCCGCUGAGGUGAUGUGAUGUGAUGACCGCCGAGGGAGGUGAUGUGAUGUCUGCGGAGUUAGGUCGGGAGUCCUGUCUCCGGGGAAGUGCGUGCAACUCCAACAGUGUCGGCCACGUGGCUGCUGAGCCACGGCUCCGCCCAGCCCGGGCUUAGAACUCCUAUCGCCCCCCCCCCCGGCCUCUUAUUCAAACAUGUUGCAGAUGUCUCUGACUUAUCAAACAGGAAACAUGUGCUGAAACGUGUUAGCGACGGUUGGCAUUUGAAACGGCGAAUAAAAGGAAA